GCAGUUUAAUGUUUACACUUGUCAAACAUGGCGUCUUCACCUCGGAUAGACGAACAGAACGUGAAUUGCGACGGUUCCGGUGCCCCGAGAGCUCGCCAGUGGGUAAAACUAAAUGUAGGAGGAACACAUUUCCUCACCACAAGAACCACAUUAUGUCGGGAUCCUAAUUCCUUCCUCUGUCGACUCGUUCAAGAGGAUCCCGAACUCCACACAGACAAGGAUGAAACUGGUGCCUACUUAAUAGACAGAGAUCCCACGUACUUUGGGCCGGUGCUGAAUUACUUACGACAUGGGAAGUUAGUUAUGAAUAAAGAUUUAGCUGAGGAAGGAGUACUUGAAGAAGCAGAAUUUUACAACAUCACAGAUUUGAUUAGGUUAGUGAAGGAGCAUAUAAAUCAGAGAGAUAACAGGCCACCUAAGGCAGGCAAGAAGCACAUGUAUCGAGUCCUUCAGUGCCAUGAAAAUGAGUUGACUCAACUUGUUUCAACAAUGUCAGAUGGAUGGAAGUUUGAACAACUGAUAAAUAUUGGGUCUCAGUACAGCUAUGGUAGUGAAGAUCAUACAGAGUUCCUGUGCGUUGUGUCCCGAGAGUAUUCCUCUUCACCAGGGACCCACACGUGUUCUACAGACCGGCCCGACCAUCUGGAUCUGCACAACUCCAAGGACUGUAGGAAACUCAACUUCAUGUACAAUUUGCCAGGGUCACCAUAGAAUCCCCUGCUUCCUACUACAUCACUUCUCUUCAUGGUCACUACAGAGUAUCCUGCUGUCGCAAAUUUCCUCACUUCUGAAGGUUGCCUUAUGGUAACCCCUUACUUAGUACACUGUCUGUAUGUUGAGGAAGUCCAUAAGCUCCUUGCUGUAGACCACCUCAUUACCUACAUCUGAUUCCUACUAACUUUUUCAUAUUCUACCUGUUUGGAUUUUGCUGCCUGUGAUGUCAGGAAUGUGGCUUGCUGGAAAUAUAUCAUUGCUGAGGCUUUUAUCAGUGUUAAAAAGAGCAAACAUAAUCUCAUGCACUCUUUUUUCUAGAGAGAGAGAGAGAGAGAGAGUUAAUUAGAAUGAAUGAACUGGUGAUCAUGAAAAUGAGAAAAAAAAAUAUAUAAUGCCUAUUAUUGAGAUUACAUUUGCCUUGUUGACACUGCUUGCCACCUUGCCUGGCAACAUCUCUCACUCUGUGGAGUCAGUACGCACAAACCGUCGCUUUAGGAUUGACAUCUGCCAAGUCCAGUGUUGUGUCCAAGACAGAGUGGCUGUUGAGUCUGUUGUUGUCUAGUUCCGUCUUUGCCUUGGUACCACAAUGGGACGUAGAGCAUCAUGCUUCCAAAAGUGGCAAUUGUUUCAUACUCUCGCUUGCCUUAAUCGUUGAUAUUUUGGGAGGGGUGUGGUUUAAAGACACAUUUUGUACUUUUUAAGAUGGGUAGCUGGGUCUGCUGUUAACCACAACCUUCUGACCCGUUGUGAGGUAUUUGAUUAUGUAGGCAUUUAGAACAUUGUGAACUCUUGAUAUUUGUGAGUAUCUUCUUUGAGAGGGUGAGGAAAGGGAGUUUGAGAACUGCUCUUUCAUAUUCCAUCCCAUAUGAAUGGGAAAACUGACAUGUAGAAUACAUCAAUCUGUAAUGUGUAUAUGUGUCUCUGGUCAGAGUUGUCACAUGUAUACUGCGGGUUAUCUUCUUUGAGCAUUUCUUAGAUGUAUAUGUGCUUCAGAAGCAUUUCUGUGAAUCAGGGAAUUUUGAGGACAGGAAACACAUCUGUUGUACAGGAGGUCAAAGGAUGCAAGGAUUAUUUUUAAUUCAAGUGGCAUUGCCUCCUUUUUUCUGUCCAAACGUAUCAAAUGUUGAACAUUUGAAUUAUUGUAUGGUUGAGUAUUGUGACCAUUUCCAUUACUGGAAACACACUGUGUGAUGUAACAGAUAUGUAUUGUAAUUCAGCUUUGUACUUAAUUUCAAUAACUUAUCACUGUUUUCUCUUGUAGAACACUUCUCUUCCACAGAUGCCUUGGAGGUAAUGUUAUAAGAUAGAUAGUUUAUAUAGCUAGGUGGACUUGAGCAUAGCUUAGUUAGAUCUGUAUUCAGCAUGUUUUACUAUAUAAUCUAAGAGAUUUGUGAAAAGGGUUAGAAGAAAAAGGUGCUGCUGAAUGUAAGACAGUCAAGAUGUGGUUUUCCCUAUGCUAGUUAAAUGUAAUCUGAAAAUAUCUUCUUUUGCCUCAGUCAUUUUGUAAUUUUCUGUGUAUUAUGUUUCCUAACUAUAUAUGUAAGAUCUUGUGCCUCCUGCCCAGCACAUGUGUUCAUUGGAGUGAAAGGAGCAAACAUUAGAAAAAUCCUAAGCCUGUGUUACAACGCUUAUUGAUAAUAGUGAGGUGAGCCUGUUCCUGUGCCAUUAUUUUAUUUGAUUAUUGUCAUAAUUAUCAUUAUCAUCAAAGUUAUAUUUUUAUUAGUAUGAUACUUAUGUUGUCAUCAUAUAUUUGUUAU
Penaeus vannamei (Pacific white shrimp) is the source of this 2471-nucleotide messenger RNA. RefSeq names its product BTB/POZ domain-containing protein inc (gene inc). Gene Ontology annotation, cellular component: cytoplasm; Cul3-RING ubiquitin ligase complex. Gene Ontology annotation, molecular function: cullin family protein binding. The record is from RefSeq and is a predicted model, not a curated record. Gene Ontology annotation, biological process: protein homooligomerization; proteasome-mediated ubiquitin-dependent protein catabolic process. NCBI's taxonomy places the organism in Eukaryota, Metazoa, Arthropoda, Malacostraca, Decapoda, Penaeidae.